UUCCCAUACGCACGAAAGAGACACGUCGUAAAACAAUUUACGAGCUGCCAUAUCUAUAAGCAUGACCAUUUGCAGAUUAUUAAAAAUCAUUAAAUCGAAACUAUACGACUGAGAUAUUAAACCCCAGUGGAUUAUAGAACGAUUUCAGUAAAACAACCAUAACCUUGGAUUUUGGUGUUGUGUGUGGGACUUUACUGCGAACAGUCCUCAGAAGUUAGUUGGGUCGUGUAACCGAUUAAGUUCAGUGUAGGCUAUCUGUCCAAAGACAGCGACAUUUUCCGACCUUUGCAGAUCUUCUUUUCCCCCGAAUUUGCGCUCGGUUGACUUUUUAAAUGGCUUGGGUAUGGACAGAUGUCUUUAAUCACCCGUUCUGGGCGUUAUCGACUCUCAUUUUUGGACUCGUCUUACGGUUACAUCGAAGAGGUCCCUGGGACCCGCGCGCCUGUCGUGUACAGCUAAAAGGCAAGACCGCCGUGGUUACAGGAGCAAACACAGGGAUAGGGAAGUUCAUUGCCCUUGACUUUGCUCGGCGCGGAGCUCGUGUCAUCUUGGCGUGCCGGAGUGAGGCACGCGGUAGGGCGGCUCUGCAGGAAAUACAAAAGCUGAGUGGGAAUGCAAACGUACACCUGCGUUUGGUGGACACCUCCUCACUGGCGUCGGUUAGAGCCUUUGCAGAAGGCGUCCUGCGAGAGGAGAAGGAGCUCCAUAUCCUGGUCAACAACGCCGGAGCUUCAGGCCUGCCAAGAGAAAUCACCUCAGAUGGCCUAGAGGUGUCCUUUGCUACCAAUCAUGUGGGUCCUUUCCUCCUCACCAACCUGCUCCUGGACCUGCUAAAGCGAUCAGCGCCGGCUCGAAUUGUCAACGUGUCUUCUGUGAACCACUGGCGGGGCAAAGUUGACUUUUCACACUUCAAGGGUGAGAACCUGAGUUACGGCAUGGACAGCGUGUACAACCAUACCAAGCUGCACAACAUUAUCUGCACUAAUGAGCUGGCGCGAAGGCUUCAAGGCACAGGGGUUGCAGCCAAUUCUGUCCACCCUGGAGUGGUGAUGACAGAAGUAAUGAGACACUAUAAUAUCCUGAUUCGAUUCCUCUUCAAACUGAUUGGUAUAUUCUUCUUCAAGUCUUCUGAAGAAGGGGCCGUCAGCUCCAUCUACUGUGCCGUAGCAGAGGAAACCGAGGGAAUAACAGGAAAGUAUUUUGACAGCGACUGUUCCCUGGUUCUUCCUGCACCACUGGCCAGAGACCAGGCUGUCGCAGUCAAGGACUUUGAGUUCUGCGAGAGAUUAACAUCUAAGCUCUAAUCGAGCAUAAUAAGUUAGAGAAAGAGCCAGAGAGAGAGAGAGAGAGAGUGGGACUAGUUUGCCAAAUCAGGGGCAAAGUACUUUUAAACUCCAUUUACUUGAUUUAUUACAAUGUUGAAAGGCAGGGUCAAAUAUGUUGAUGUACUGUUUUUAGGUUUAUGUGUGUUUGUAGGUGUGUCAUAUGCAGGCAAAUAUAAAACAAACUUCUGUGAUCUAUUAAUUAAUGGAGGGUACACAAUGUACCAUACCAUUCAAAAGUUUGUGGUCACAGAAAUGUCCUUGUUUUGGAAAGAAACGCUUAUUUUUUUAUCAUGAAAAAUACGUCAAAAUGAUCAGAAACACAGUGUAGACAUUGUUAAUAUUGUAGCGUCUGGCAGGGCAGUGUCUCAAACCCUAACCUUUGGCUCCCCAGGCGGGCAGACUACCUACUGCUCCAGAUAGGGAUAUCCCUACCAAGGUCGCUACAAUAUUGUAAAUGACUAUUGGACCGGAAAAUGGCUGAUUUUCAAUGAAAUAUCUACAUAG
Molecule: messenger RNA, 1829 nt
Organism: Esox lucius (northern pike)
Lineage: Eukaryota; Metazoa; Chordata; Actinopteri; Esociformes; Esocidae
Exons: 6
Coding region: 333-1304 (323 amino acids)
Source: RefSeq, a predicted model, not a curated record